Molecule: messenger RNA, 1821 nt
Organism: Paramecium tetraurelia
Lineage: Eukaryota; Ciliophora; Oligohymenophorea; Peniculida; Parameciidae
Exons: 6
Biological process (GO): intracellular protein transport; vesicle-mediated transport
Cellular component (GO): secretory granule; plasma membrane
Molecular function (GO): syntaxin binding
Source: RefSeq, a predicted model, not a curated record
AUGGAAUAAGCACAAUUUUCUCUAAAAGAAGUUUGCAGAUAAAGGAUGAGAAACUUAUUUAGGCAAUUAAGAAUCGAUAAUCAACCUAAUUUAUCAACUUCCAUUCUUGUUGUAGAUCAGAAGACUUUGAAAAUAGUGUCUGCUUACAUGAAGAUGUCUGAAUUAUUGGAAUAAGGAAUAAAUGCAGUAGAAAAUCUAAAUUUGAAAAGAAAACCUUUUAAUUUGGAAGCAAUUUACUUUAUUACUCCAACUUAAGAGUCCGUUGCUUUAUUGAUGGAGGAUUUUGCAAAUGCGUAAUUUCCACAAUACAAAUGUGCUCAUGUGAUUUUCAAUAAUAAAAUGACAUAAGGCAUAGCUCAGAAGAUGCAAUCUGAAUAGAAUUUAGUCAAAAAAUUAUCAACUUGCAAAGUAUUCAAUUUAGACUUUAAUUGUACUAAUGAGUAAUUAUUCACAUUUGACAUGAUUUUCGGAUUAGAAGUGUAUAAAGGAAGAAAUGUUAUCCUGCAAGAGAUGGCUGAAAAAAUCUGUACAGUUUUGGUUUCAUUUGAGAAAUUUUAUACAUUUGAAUUGAUUUUUAGAUAAGACAAUUGGAAAAUCUGUUAAUAAUUGGCAUAAUUCACAUAGGGGAGAUUAAGAGAAAUAUUAGAAGCUCUAAAGAGAUCCAACAGUUCACAAUAUGAUCAAAAAGAUAAAACAUGUGGAAAGAUAAGAUUAGUGAUAGUAGACAGGGCAAUAGAUGUAUUGUCACCAUUAUUGCAUGAUUUCUAUUAUUAACCAAUGUUUUAUGAUUUAUUGGAAAUAGAGAAUGACAUUUACUAAUAUGAUAUGCAAUAAGGAGAUAAGAAAGUUUCUAAGAAAUAACUCAUCAAUGAUUAGGAUGAAUUAUUCAAGAAAUAUAAAUUUAAGCAUAUUGCUGAUGUAUUGGAAGAAGUGAGUAGUGAUUUCUAAACAUUUAUGUAAACCAAUACAGCUGCUAAGGUUGCCAAGGAUAAAGAUUAAAAUUUGACCUUAAAGUAAAUGACAGACAUUGUUAAAACCAUGCCUUAAUACUAAGAUUUAGUGGCAAAAUACACAAUGCAUAUGGAAAUUGUAGAAAAAUGCUUAGAUUUAUAUCGACAGAAGGAUCUACAGGAGGUAGGAGAAUUAGAAUAGACCUUAGCUACAGGAUGUGAUAAGAAAGGAUCUUCAGUAGCAGGAGAGAAGAUCAUUUAGAGAAUUUUUCAAGUACUAAAAAAUCCAAAAUUAAAUGAAUUUGAUUUUGCACGUCUUAUCUUGUCAGCCAUCAUCCAAAUUGAUGUGAGUGAAAAGGACAGGAGAUAGCUGACUGAUCUUCUAUCGGUUGAAAUGUAAAGUGCUGUACAUAAUCUAAAAUUAUUGGGAAUCCAAACUUAAAAUAGUGGAAGCAAAUCUCACAAAAGAGUUAAUGAAUAGGUCAGGAAGUAUGCUAAAAAUAAAAUGGCCAAUGAAACAUUAGAAUUAUGUAGAAAUACUCCUAUCAUUGAAUAAUAAAUUGAAGACUUAAUACUCAAGGACUUUUAGACUUCUGGAAACUUUGAAAAAAUAGUAUUAAACGAAUAAACAAAUGCUCAAGGCCAAGGUAAAUCUCUUAGAUAGAAGGGAUAAAUCAAAUUGAUGCAGGAUGAUGUGGGCUUCGAUGAAUAAGAUAAAUUGCUUGUUUUUGUUGUUGGAGGUAUUGGGUAUAAUGAAGCCAGGAGUCUUAUGAACAACAAAGUCAUUAACAAAAAUUUAGUUAUUGGAAGCACAUUCAUAUUGAGACCUAAUGAUUAUGUCAAAGAACUUGUGAAAUUAUAGAAAUUAUGA